UGACAGCCACGCAGGACUUCACUGGAUUCAGCUCAAAGCACUACGCUUCCUGACGCACAACCAGAUCCGGACUUUACGCGGAGAGCAUAUUGAAAAGGUUUUUUAUUUAUUUUUUAAAAAAACAGGACAAUUCUUCAAAGAGCAUGAAGUUAGAGGUGCUGUGUGGAAGCCACUAUGCCAUGAAGCAUUUCGAGAUGUCUUGUGAUGCAGAGGGCAGUGUGCGCUCUCCUCCUCCUUCUGCCGAGGAGGAGCUGGGCUCGGAUGGGGACUGCGUGGCUCCCAGCCCUCCUCCACCUGUUACUCCAUGUGUUAAGUCCAAGCCGUACACACGGAGACCCAAACCCCCGUUUUCCUACAUCGCUCUCAUCGCCAUGGCUAUCCGGGACUCCCCCUCCGGACGGCUGACUCUGGCGGAAAUAAACGACUACCUGAUGAAAAGGUUCCCGUUCUUCAGAGGCAGCUACACCGGCUGGAGGAACUCGGUUCGGCACAACUUGUCUCUGAACGACUGCUUUCUCAAAGUGCUGCGGGACCCUUCCAGGCCUUGGGGAAAGGACAAUUACUGGAUGCUCAAUCCUCACAGCGAGUACACCUUUGCCGAUGGUGUGUUCAGGCGUCGAAGGAAACGCAUUGAUAAAAAGUUCAGCAGGGAGCCAAAGGGGCCCGGGCUCCCAGAGGAGCCGCAGAGAGCUCAGCAGUCUGCAUCCGCCACCAAGACGGACUCAUGUGUGAAGUUUAGCAGUUCAUUCGCCAUAGACAACAUCCUCAGCAAGCCGUUCAAGAGGGACUUAAAGAAAGAGCUUGUGCCACUCCAGCCUGCCUUCACCUGGCCGAGCUACACUGAACUGAUGGUGCCUCAUUUAAAUUCACCUGCCUCAUUUUCAUACUUCAAGCCAACAUUCUAUGUGGACUACUUUGCUGCGCAUGCGUCAAACUCCUAUUUCAUGCGAUGAUUCAAAGCCAUCACAAGCGCAAUGACGAUCGAUGCAGAGGGAGAAUGGGAAUUGGUGGCAAGGUGGUUACUCUGAUUUUUGUACCUCUUUAAGCAUUAUCAGACUUGAUCUUUGAUACAGAAUUAUAUGUUCAAGAUGUUACUGAACUAACCAUUGACGUUGUUUUAGAAAACGUUUUUAAAA
Molecule: messenger RNA, 1136 nt
Organism: Anoplopoma fimbria (sablefish)
Lineage: Eukaryota; Metazoa; Chordata; Actinopteri; Perciformes; Anoplopomatidae
Product: forkhead box protein Q1-like
Exons: 1
Coding region: 144-953 (269 amino acids)
Biological process (GO): anatomical structure morphogenesis; regulation of transcription by RNA polymerase II; cell differentiation
Molecular function (GO): RNA polymerase II cis-regulatory region sequence-specific DNA binding; DNA-binding transcription factor activity, RNA polymerase II-specific
Source: RefSeq, a predicted model, not a curated record